This is a messenger RNA of Gadus chalcogrammus (walleye pollock), 1543 nucleotides long. Its product is annotated as caspase recruitment domain-containing protein 11-like. The transcript has 7 exons. The coding region runs from base 1 to 915 and encodes 304 amino acids. Lineage: Eukaryota; Metazoa; Chordata; Actinopteri; Gadiformes; Gadidae. The record is from RefSeq and is a predicted model, not a curated record.
AUGGACCCCAGCGGGGAUGUCCCCUUCCUGGGGGCACGCUGUGAUGACAUCAUGCACGUGACGGACACGCGCUACCAGGGGAUGUACCAGUGGCGCUGCUGCCUGCUGGACCGCUGCACCGCCCAGCCGCUGCAGCAGCUGCUGCUGCUGCGACUCAGAACCAUGGCCUCGGAGCAGAAGAACUUCAAGAAGAAGGUGGUACGUCUGCCCGCCUCAAGGCUACUGACACAAGCUCAGGAGCUCUCCAGGAAGGCGGUGGCCCGGCGGGUGCGUCUGGUGAAGGCCGUGGCUCCGGGCGCCGGGGGCCCGGAGGUCCUCUACACGCUGAGCCACCGCCAGGAGGAGCAGCUGAUCCCCUACAGCCUGGUGCAGCCGGUGCAGGCGGGGGCGCGGCGGCCGGUUCUCUUCUCCCCCUCGCCGCUCUCCAGGGGGCUCAUAGAGCAGCUGCUGCAGCCCGCCAUGUCCCAGCUGCAGUUCAACACCUGCCCUCCAGAACCCAUCCCGGCCACCGAGAGGUGCCAGAAACACGUGUUUAUGCUGAACCCCUCGAUUCCAGACGACUCUCUGGGCAUCAGGCUGCAGUCCAUACAAGACAUCGUCAGCCAGGAUAAGCACUGUCUGCUGGAGCUCAGCCUGGCCAAUGUGCAGGGCCUGCUGAAGCAGGGAGUGUACCCAAUCGUCAUCCACAUCCAGCCCAAGAACAAGAAGAAGUGGUUUCCCCAGUGCGGAGAGGAGAAGUUGAUUGAGGAUCUGUGUCGGAGGGAGGAACUGCAGCUGGAGACUCUUCCACUGUUCCACCACACGCUGGAGCCCAGCCGCUGGAGCAGCACGGACGACCUGCUGUCUGCCAUCCGCAGUGCCAUCGACAGCCAACAGAGGGCGGUAGCCUGCGUGGAAUUUGAGAGACUGCAGUAACGGCAGCCGGCCGCCAUACGCAGUGCCAUCCAGGACCAGCAGAGGGCGGUGGCGCGGGUGGAAGUACCGUCCUUAGCCAGUAGAGGGCACUGGGAUUGGUGGAAUUGGACAGACUUCAGUAACUGCAAGUCAGGUUAUUGACCAGUAGGCAACACAUGCAUCUCGCCCACAAAAAAGGAAAUGUGGCAUUUCAUAGGUUUUAAACCACUGCAGUCUUUUUUAAUCAAACGACUGCAAAACCUUUGUUUGUAGAUAGAUUAUCGGAUGUGUUAUUGUCCUAUUGCGGUUGCUAUAUAUGUAAAUUCAUUCAUUUAAAUUAAUAGGGCUAUUGGCACAACAGUACCAAUACUUGGUACUGUUGUGUUCUGGUGCUGACAGCGGCUGGCACAGUCCACCAGAACAGACGUUCUCACAGAGCCUUUCACUCACUCAGCGUGGCAGCGUCUUUAGAGGGCCAUGUGGGUAGAUUACCAGGCUGUAUACCUCAAAGAUUCACUCGGGUGUUAUUCUCAUCCAAUCCAGAACCGGCCAAGGAAAUAACUCUUCAGAUCUGUAUUUUUUUAAUCUGUUGACCAGGUUAAAGUUCAAAUAGUUUCACUUUGUGUUUGUACAAAUGCACAACAUUAAA